AUGAGCGCGAAGCGGCUGCGAGAGCGGCAAUCAGGAACGCAACGGUCUGCGUCUCCGCUGUCUAAAAGAUCAAAGACGUCUCACGUGCCUGUCAAGAAGAAGGGACUGGAGGAUCUGGUGAAUGACAACACGAGGCAAGGGGAAGGCCUCGAGGCCAAGCUCACAAAUGGCGUUUCGCGGGCAAGAGCAUCGGCGGUGGACGAGUCAGGUGCGGUCGUGGCACAGCAUAGCCCGGACUCUGGUAGUGAAGGAGACAGCGACGAUGUGGAGGGAGUGAACGAGGAGCGGGAUGAGGCACGGCCCAAUGCAACAGCGGGCCAGAAGUCAAGACCAAUGCCGCCGAGAAAGAGAGGGGAGAGGGAGAUUUCACGGGCGACAGGGAAACCAGAAGCAGAAAUCAUCGACAUAUCGAGUGCAGAAGAAUCGUCCAGCGAACUGCCCGAAGACGACGCCGAGGAUGGAGAUGGUUCUCAGGCCGCGAAACUCGACAAGCCUCUGGUCAACGGCCACAACUCCCAUUCUCAAAAUGAACUGGUGCCCACCAACAUCGACGAUGGAGAUGCAGAUAUGCCAGACGCAGAAGAGAAGGCCGACCAAGCCCAUGAACCCACAUUUGGAGACCUUCUCCAGGCGCGACAUCCUGCGCCUAUCGAUGUCCAAAUGUCACUUGGUGACGCGGGUUUCCACUCGCGCAGCCUCGUGCCCGCCUCUGGAAGUCAGACCAUCCCGGUGGGACAUUCGCUAGGAACUUUGCUGUCGCAGGCCCUUAGGAACAACGACAAAGACUCGCUGGAGACAUGCUUCGCUCUGGGCGAUACGCAAACCAUACGCGCUACCAUACAACGCCAACGGUCCCAAGAGAUUGUUGUACUACUAGACCGCAUUGCCGAACGGAUACAUAGGCGUCCAGGAAGAGCUGGAAAUUUGAUGGUAUGGAUUCAGCUGUCGCUGGUUGCGCAUGGAGGAUACCUCGCAAAUCAACCUGAAUUAAUGAAGAAGCUCAAGGCUCUCUACCAAGUCAUCAGAGAGCGCGCUAGCGGCCUGCAACCGCUUCUGCAUCUGAAAGGCAAGCUGGACCUUCUCAGCGCCCAGCUGGACGGCAGACGAACCCUGCAAGCAGAGACCCAGCAAGUCAACAUGGAUAAUCUGGACGAUCCGUCCGGGGUAAUCUACGUGGAAGGACAAGAAGAAGCCUUCUCCGAUACCGAUGAUGAAGCAGAUGCAGCGGCACAUAACAAUCAAUCACCGAAGCGGAAGGGGAGCCAUCAGCGCGGGAAGGAUCAUCAAAGCGAGGACGAGGAUAUGAACAUUGGUAUGCCGAAUGGUGUUCAUGAGGGCGAUGAAGACACUUCGGGCGAUGAGGAGGACAAUGUGGGCAAUGACCUUGUCGAUGACGAGGCUGAGGAAGGUUCUGAAGACGAUGAAGAGCAAUCGGAAGACGAGGAUGACGAAGUUGAUGGAGAUACGUCUGAAGACGAAAGCGACGACGACUCGAAUGCAAAUCCACCAGCAAAGGCGAGCAACUUGGUCCGAAAGCGAUAA
This is a messenger RNA of Lecanosticta acicola, 1542 nucleotides long. NCBI's taxonomy places the organism in Eukaryota, Fungi, Ascomycota, Dothideomycetes, Mycosphaerellales, Mycosphaerellaceae. The record is from the annotation of a GenBank genome assembly.